ACACAUCUGUCAAAGAUCUUGACAAAAGCGCUCUCCUUUUUCUUUCGCCAACGCGACGUGCACGUUGAUUAAACUUACCCGUGGUUAAGAAAACGCCGAUAAAUCUUACAAAAAUGGCUUUCGGAGAUGUAAAAACACCAAAGGGACUACAGGAACUCGAUGCAUUUUUAGCUGAACACAGUUAUAUCGAAGGAUACACUCCAUCGAAAGCUGACUUGUCCGUUUUCGAGGCCCUUGGUAAGGCACCAGCUGGAUCUGCCGCUCACGUGCAAAGAUGGUACAAACAUAUUGCAUCGUUCUCCGCUCAAGAACGUUCGUCAUGGGGUGGCCAAGCUUUACCACAAGUCGCCGGAGCAAAACCAACGACAGCAGCUGCCGAUGAUGAUGAUGAUGUUGACCUGUUCGGAUCUGAAGAUGAAGAGGAAAGCGCCGAGGCCGAGCGCAUCAAGGCCGAACGUGUCGCUGCAUAUACCGCCAAGAAAUCCAAGAAACCUGCACUGAUUGCUAAGAGUUCCGUUCUGCUCGACGUUAAGCCUUGGGACGAUGAAACAGACAUGGGCGCAAUGGAGAAAAAUGUUCGUUCCAUCGAAAUGGAUGGUCUUUUAUGGGGAGCAUCGAAAUUGGUUCCAGUCGGUUACGGUAUCAAGAAAUUGCAAAUUAUGUGCGUCAUCGAAGACGAUAAGGUGUCGAUCGAUUUGUUGUCCGAACAGAUCGAAGCAUUCGAAGAUGUUGUUCAAUCCGUCGAUGUAGCUGCCUUCAAUAAGAUCUAAAGCCGUUUCUGUUUUGCAUAUCUUUUCGAAUAAAAUUUGGUUUUGGAUUCAUUGCAUAAAA
This is a messenger RNA of Bradysia coprophila, 831 nucleotides long. RefSeq names its product elongation factor 1-beta (gene eEF1beta). Lineage: Eukaryota; Metazoa; Arthropoda; Insecta; Diptera; Sciaridae. The record is from RefSeq and is a predicted model, not a curated record. Gene Ontology annotation, molecular function: translation elongation factor activity; guanyl-nucleotide exchange factor activity. Gene Ontology annotation, cellular component: cytosol; eukaryotic translation elongation factor 1 complex. Gene Ontology annotation, biological process: translational elongation.